Messenger RNA from Megalobrama amblycephala (Wuchang bream), 2425 nucleotides. RefSeq names its product solute carrier family 41 member 2b (gene slc41a2b). Gene Ontology annotation, molecular function: monoatomic cation transmembrane transporter activity. Bases 248 to 1927 code for a protein of 559 amino acids. The record is from RefSeq and is a predicted model, not a curated record. The transcript is spliced from 12 exons. Lineage: Eukaryota; Metazoa; Chordata; Actinopteri; Cypriniformes; Xenocyprididae. Gene Ontology annotation, cellular component: plasma membrane. Gene Ontology annotation, biological process: monoatomic cation transport.
CUCGCUCCGGCGGCUGUCGCAGUGCACGGCAGUGAUGACUCGCCGCCGCUGUCAUCGAGCUCCAGUCCAGCGAUCAGGGAAGAGGCUGAAACUGGUGUCGACGGAGCUGGAAAUAUUACGGUGACUCUGACACUACCAGCGCUUCUUCAUAGCUGUUGUGUUAUGGAUGCCACCUGCUGGUUCUGCUGAUCUACUGCUCCUCUCAAAGCUCAGAGGGCCAUGAGCCCAGUCAGCUCCCGUCUACAGUAUGAGCCUCCGAACCAUAGGGGGUGCUGUGCUCAGCUCCCUGGGCCCUAGUCUUGCAGCACAGGCUGGAGGACCCUGGAGCUCCAUCUCUUUCAGACCCAUACCCUCCUUGCUUCAGACCAUGGUACCUGCCGGUUACACCGCUUUACAGGAGGAACGGCUGGCCAUGGUGGACCUCGGCACACCCAAGCCAGAGUCCCUCAAAAACGGGUUUCACCGUGAGCCCCGCCGCCACUCGGACCGCGGCAGCAGAACAUCUGUCAGCCUGUCUGACUCCGGAGACGGACGCUAUGCAGAGACGGAGCCCAUGUUGCCUGAUGCCAGGCUUUCGGGAGAAGAGGCAGACGAGGAAGAGGAGAGCGAGGAGGAAGGGCAGCAGCUGGCGACCAGAAACAUGCCCAAAGAGUCGCCUUUGGCCAUGGCACUGCAGAUACUAGUUCCCUUCCUUCUAGCUGGGUUUGGGACGGUGUCAGCCGGUGUGGUGCUUGAUAUAGUACAGCAUUGGGAGGCGUUUAAGAACAUUACAGAGAUUUUCAUCCUGGUUCCGGCUCUUUUGGGUUUGAAAGGAAACCUGGAGAUGACUCUGGCUUCCAGACUUUCCACAGCGGUGAAUGUGGGGAAAAUGGACUCACCCAUAGAGAAGUGGAACCUCAUUAUUGGGAAUUUGGCACUGAAACAGGUGCAGGCCACCGUAAUAGGGUUCCUGGCAGCAGUAGCGGCUGUUGUACUGGGUUGGAUUCCUGAGGGAAAGUUCCAGUUCAGUCACGCCGUUUUGCUGUGUUCCAGUAGUGUCGCUACAGCCUUCAUAGCAUCAAUGCUGCAGGGUAUAAUAAUGGUGGGUGUAAUUGUGGGCUCUAAGAAGACGGGCAUCAACCCUGAUAAUGUAGCCACGCCCAUCGCCGCCAGUUUUGGUGACCUCAUCACGCUGGCCAUCCUGGCAGGGAUCAGCCAGGGCCUCUACAACUGCAUAGGUGUCAGCAAGUCAGACUCUCACCCAUACGUGUCAUCUCUGGUGUGUGCCUUCUUCAUGUGUCUGACUCCGCUGUGGAUGGUCAUCUCCUCCAAACACCCUGCCAGCCGUCAGCUGCUGUACUCAGGCUGGGAGCCUGUGAUCACUGCCAUGUUCAUCAGCAGUAUUGGAGGACUCAUUCUGGACAAAACUGUUUCUGAUCCCAACCUGGCUGGGAUUGUGGUUUACACGCCCGUUAUCAAUGGUAUCGGGGGAAACCUGGUGGCCAUCCAGUCCAGUCGGAUAUCCACCUACCUGCACUUUCACAGCACCCCUGGAGAGGUUCCUGACGAGGCCAAGGGUUGCUACUACCCCUGCCGCACCUUCUGUGGCACAGGGGCCAAUCAUAGGUCAGCACAGGUACUGCUGUUACUGGUUAUUCCUGGCCAUUUGAUCUUCCUGUACACUAUUGAUCUGAUGGAAAGAGGUCACACCUCACUGACGCCUGUCUUCAUGGUUGUGUAUUUGGCUGCGGCUCUUUUCCAGGUGUUCUUGUUGCUUUGCAUAGCGGACUGGAUGGUGCACUCCAUGUGGAAGAGCGGGAAAGAUCCGGACAGUUUCUCUAUCCCGUACCUGACGGCGCUUGGCGACCUAUUGGGAACCGCCUUCCUCGCUCUCAGCUUCCACUUCCUGUUUAUCAUCGGAGACCAGGACAGUGAUGUGGGUGACUGAGGUCUUUCUCUGACCUGUGAUCCACAGAUCAAACUAUAUCAUACUUGCUGCCCUCACUUAUUGCCUUGAAUGGCUGCUUGUCGGAUCACGUGGCAUGUGGCGACAAAGCAAACUUAGCGUUUCUCUGUCGGGUUAAAACAUUUUCGUGACUCUUCUUAAAGUGCCAGAUGAUUUAUAAGCUGCAUCGAGAGAUUCUGCACAUGCAGUUAGGGAUAGAAGGUGGUAAAACUCUUCCGUCAUCUCAAACAGGGUGAUUUCUGGUCCGUCGGAUGUGGAACGGUACGAAAAGCAUCUUUCAUUCUCACUCCUACCAUGUCAGUUUUCCUUAUCAGCACUAUAGCAGUGGAAGGUAUGGAAGUUUGUUUCCGCCAAAGAAUACAAAAAAAAAGGAUAAUUUCGACUUUUUAUUAGAAUUGCGUGAUAUAAAAUUGUAAUUGUGAGUUAUAAAGUGUGAUUUAUUCUCAGAAUUGUGAGAUAAACUCGCAAUUGCGAGUUAUA